Molecule: messenger RNA, 2341 nt
Organism: Anarrhichthys ocellatus (wolf-eel)
Lineage: Eukaryota; Metazoa; Chordata; Actinopteri; Perciformes; Anarhichadidae
Product: cytochrome P450 3A56-like
Exons: 13
Coding region: 94-1590 (498 amino acids)
Molecular function (GO): steroid hydroxylase activity; heme binding; iron ion binding
Source: RefSeq, a predicted model, not a curated record
ACCCACCUCCAGACAUUUAAGGUCGCUUGGUUUAGCGUCUUUCGUCAUUUCGUAUUUUGUUCGCGUCCAGCUCUCCCCCUGCAAGAAGUCAACAUGUUUGUAUUUAACUUGUUUUCAGCAACUACCUGGACUUUGCUGGUUCUCGUUUUCACCCUUUUAAUGCUGUAUGGCAUUUGGCCAUAUAUGUUUUUCAAAAAAGCGGGAAUACCGGGACCAAAGCCGUGGCCGUUUGUUGGAACACUUCUAUACCUGAGAAAGGGAUUCCUUUCUUUUGACCGUGAAUGCCACGCCAAGUACGGGGACCACUGGGGGUUGUUUGAUGCACGAGUACCAGUGUUAAUGGUGGCAGACCCUGAGAUUGUUAAAACUGUGUUGGUGAAAGAGUGCUACUCUGUGUUUACCAACCGAAGGGAUAAUCCAAUGGCAGGACCUUUGGCUGAUGGAAUUACAGCAGUUAAAGAUGAGAGGUGGAAAAGAAUGCGGAGCACUUUAUCACCAUGCUUCACCAGUGGAAGACUGAAACAGGUUUUUCCCAUCGUUGCUCGCUAUGCAGACCGGCUCGCUGAAAAACUUGGACAAAAACAUUUGGAUGAACCUCUCGAUGUCAAAAAAUUCGUGGCCCCUUAUAGUUUAGAUGUUGUGACCAGUGCAUCCUUUGGUGUUGAGGCAAACUCCAUAAACAAUCCAGAUGACCCGCUUAAUGUUCAUAUCAAGAAGGUCCUCAACUUCAGAAUGUGGCCUUUAUUUAUACUAAUGGUAUUUCCCUUUGGCGCCCGUCUGUUGAAUCUCCUGAAAAUUGAGAUGAUACCCAGACCAAGUGUGGAUUAUUUCUACGACCUCAUCAAGAGGUUUAAAGACCAGCACAGGGCAGAGGAAUCUAGUCGAGCGGACUUCCUGCAGGUGAUGAUUCAGAACGAGAUACCAGAAACGGACAUAAAGAGUGAACAAGAUCAGCCGAGUAAAGGUUUGACUGAGCACGAGAUCCUUUCCCAGGCGUUCAUUUUCAUCUUUGGCGGCUUUGAGACCACCAGUGUCACUAUCUCUUACAUCUUUUACAAUCUUGCCGUCAACCCUGAUGCGAUGAAGACCUUGCAGGAAGAAAUCGAUGCCAACCUACCGAGAGAUGCUCCAAUUCGAUACGAGGAUGUGGUCGGUCUACAGUACUUGGACCAGGUUCUGAGUGAAUCACAGCGUUUGCUUCCCACUGCACCUCGGCUUGAGAGGAUGUGCAAAAAGACUACCCAGGUUCACGGCCUCACCAUCCCUGAGGGAACCCUGGUUGGCAUUGCAGUUCACUUAUUACACAAGGACCCACGCUUUUGGAGCUCACCUGAGCUUUUCAGACCCGAGAGGUUCAGUAAAAACGGUGGGGAGGAGGUGAACCCGUACGCGUACAUGCCGUUCGGGCUCGGUCCUCGUAACUGCGUUGGGAUGCGCUACGCUGUCCUCACCAUGAAGACGGUUGUUGUCCGUAUCCUGCAGAGUUACACCGUGGAAACAUGCAAAGACACCGUGAUUCCGUUGGAGAUUAACUGGAUGGGCCAGCCGACACAGCCAAUAAAACUCAAGUUUGUUCCCAGACAACAUUAGUUAAAAAGGGAGCUUCUCCAAGUAGACCUUGCUUCUGUAUGGCUCAGUUUAACAACUGCUGAAAGGAUAAGAAUUCAAGUUUUGUACAUCAAGUCUUUAUGAUACUGACACUCAUAUUUUAAUGCACCUAGAACAUCAGAUUUUUCUUGCAAUGUUGAUGAAUCAAAUGCAUUUUAUUAAUGUAAAGGAAGUGUGUAACAUGUAGGGCAGAGGUCUUCAACAGGGGGUCCCUGCAGGGGGUCGUAACAUUUUUGGUUGAUUAGAAAAAUGUUCAUAUAAAAAAAUAUAUAUUUUUUUUAAACUAUUAGCUUCAAUACUCAUCAUUGUAAAACUUUUCUGUAAACAGUUACCUUUAAAACUUUUCACUGUAAUAAUUUACCUUUAACCCUUGUACCUUUUUAAGAAUUUAGACGCAGAGAAAGUGUCAAGAAUAUAUAUUUGUAUAUGAAGACACGUGAUGAAUAUUUAUGUCUUAUACUAGAAGAAUGUGAAGUGUCCUAAAUAGGACAGAGUUGGCCUCCUGAGUGCAACUCUUCAUCUGUCCACCAGAUGUCCUCCGACUAUCCCUCCCGUCCCAGUCACCUGACUCUCACCCUGUUGCUCAUUCCCCAAUCAGCCCUCUCAGUAUUUAUCUCCACUUUCUCCUGCCUGAUUGUCAGUACUGCUUUGUUCCUUUACUUCUAUUCUCACCAUGCUGUCAGUAUUCUUAUGUAUCUUCACUUUUUCAAUAAAUCACUGAGCUCUUCCUGUC